Molecule: messenger RNA, 7360 nt
Organism: Pristis pectinata (smalltooth sawfish)
Lineage: Eukaryota; Metazoa; Chordata; Chondrichthyes; Rhinopristiformes; Pristidae
Gene: tecpr2
Product: tectonin beta-propeller repeat containing 2
Exons: 20
Coding region: 150-4553 (1467 amino acids)
Molecular function (GO): protein binding
Source: RefSeq, a predicted model, not a curated record
GGCAGGAGUUCAUGUUGAUCUGUGCGGUGGGGGCUUUUCUGAGGGGGUUUCUGCGUGUUAGAUGCAACAUGGCAACUGGGGUGGGAGAAGAGUGGAAGAUGGUGUGAGGCCCGGAGUACACAACUGGAGCACCUGUAAUUUUGAUUGCCAUGGCAUUAGAUGCAAGAUUCACCACCUUUAAGGAGUUCAGUCCUUUAUAUUACUUACUUAAUGCGAUUCCAGCAAAAGUACAAAAAGGAUUUCGUAAUGUACUUGUGCAUCUCACGGCACUUGAUGCCAAUAAAGACUACAUUGCAGUGGGCAGUAAUAUCGGCAUGCUUUAUCUCUACUGCAGACGGAUGAACAAAAUGACAAAAUAUAAUUUAGAGGGUAAGACUGAGAUUAUUAGAGUGGUGAAAUUGUUGGCUUGCUUUGAUGACCUUGUUGCUGUUGGGACAGCUUCAGGAAGAGUGACCCUUUUCCAGUUGGUUUCCCAAUUGCCUGGAAGAAACAAGCAGUUGCGCCGAUUUGAUGUUGUUGGUAUUCAUAAAAGUAAUAUUACAUCACUUGCUUGGAGCAGCAAUGGAAUGAAACUGUUCUCUGGGGAUGAUCAGGGUAAGGUCGUGUACGCUGCUGUGGACCUGGAUCAGGGUGUUUGUACUCCUAGUGUGAUAUUAGAAGAUACAUCUGCUAUUGUACAGUUAGACUACACUCAGAAAAUUCUUCUUGUUUCAACUUGCCUGCGCUCUAUUCUUAUUUACACUGAGCAAAAUGUUAUUAGACAAGUUGGAAGCCAGCCAAGAAAAAUUGCUGGAAAAUUUGGAGCAUGUUUCAUACCAGGCCUCUGCAAACAAACUGAUGUUAAUUUGUAUGCUUCAAGACCUGGACUUCGACUAUGGAAGUCAGAUAUACAAGGAGCAGUUCAGUCAACUCUCAUUUUAAAAGGUGUAUUUGCUGGUGGCGUGAAGCCAUUUGAGUUGUUUCCACGAGCAAGUUUGACAGCUAAAAUCAAAGAUGUCAAGACAACUGAGAGAAACCUUGGUCUGUUGAAAUGCUGCUUACAUGAUGGAUGGGUACUGAGCUGGAAUGAGACUAGUAUUUAUGUGAUUGAUGCAGUUAACCAGGCUCUGAUUGGUGGACUGGAAGGGUUCAGUAGUAUUGUGUCUGUUUCCUGUACAGAAGAUGAAAUUUUCAUGUUGACUGAUGAUCGUGAUAUUAUUCGGAUUUCCAGCAAGCCAGAAGGUUUGAUAGCGGGUGUAAAAUCACAAUUAAACUCCCUGCAGACAACCACCUGCAGUGAAUCAGUUCAAGAAAGAAAAAGCUCAACUAACUCGAGAGACAUGCAAAAUGAUGAUAAAACUUCAGGACCUGGUGGUUUUGAGAUGCAGCAGCCAUCAUCCUCUGAGCCUGCGCAAUUGCCAAGUUUGAGUACCGAAAGUGAUGGUGAGAGACGAGGAAUGGAUGAGACAACAGAAAGGAGAUGUUCAUUGACUAGUGAGCCCAGAAGCAGAAGCAGUUCUCUCAAUAGUAGUAUUAGUGUUUUUAGCCAUGUAACCACUCCAGAACAGCAGGUAGGAACACUUUCCUCACCUGUGGCAUUAACAAAGGUUCCAGAGUCUUUGGGAAGGUUUAGUGCAAUGGACAUGGAAGAAUUCAAUCAACAACUGGUCGUUGUUUCCGUAAAAAAGAAGAAAAAACGAAAGCAAGCAAGUUUGGCAUCAGAAGGCAGUCUCGUUAAACACGAAAUUGACUAUUCCAAUAGCUCUCAAAGUUCGGAGCCAGCGCACUUGAGUGACUUUGCCAUUGAUGGUUCUGUAACCACAACUUGUGAUUUGUCAGAUCAACUGAGCUUGUUGAGCAGCAGCCUGGAUCACUUGACCACAGAUUCUCCUGAACAGGAGAGCCAAAUUAGUAUGGACUCUAAUAUUUUGCAGGAUGUGGACAACUGCAACCUUUUCGGCUCAAUGCAGCUUCCUGAAUCUGUACCAACCCCACAGGAAGAUCCUCUCCCCUUAGACUGUUUACCAGAAUCUUUGAGGGAAACAAAUACAACAAAUAAAAAUCUAUAUUCUUCCGAUCAUCCAACUUUUGCAGAAUGUUCAGAUCCUGUAUCUUCUAUGAAGUUAGAAAACUUAGACAAUUACUGUGAUCAAAAUGAUGAGCCCACCGACAAAGCUUCAUUGUUGAAUUGUUCUGAACCAGUAACAAGCCUGCAAGCAGAUUUGGAUGUAACAGUGAUUGAUGAAACCUACAACGGUGAGCCCUUAGAAUUAAAAUCUCAAGAUGCAGAAACUAAGGUGUUGACUGGUACCCUGAAUUUGCAAGAAUCCUUAAGUGAAAGCUCGGAGACGUAUUUGGAUGAGCGACAUGCACUACUAAUGAGAAUUCUUUCACCAGAUAAAGAUCUGAACAAACAAGAAACCAAAGAAUGUUCCCAACUUUAUGUUUUAUACAAUGAACCACAUUUACUAGACCCGGCUGAAGGUACACAGACAUUUGAGACUGUGGGCUCUACUGACAAUGGUAGCUCUGAAAGGAAGAAUGCCCAAGAACCAUGUUUAUCAUCCAGCGAUGAAGAUGAUAUUUAUGGUCAUGGAAUUCCUCAUUCAUUAUCUGAAACCAGCGUGACUGAACUCUUUCACAGUCGUAAUGUUGGAGAAUCCCUAGGUGCAGUUUCCCAAGACUUGAAAAAUUCUGCAGAUGAAAUGGAACUUUUAAAAUCUGAUCAGUUUGCUGAGAGCUGGAUGGGUUACUCUGGCCCUGGGUAUAGUAUCCUUAGCUUGGUAGUCUCUGAGAAGCACAUCUGGUGUUUGGAUUGCAAAGGUGGACUAUACUGUAGCCCCUUUUUUGGUACAAGUCUGCGGUGGCAAAAGUUUGAAGAUGGUGUCCAGCAGGUGGCAGUAUCGCCUUCAGGUGUGUUACUAUGGAAAAUUGAACAAAAAUCAAGCAAAGCAUUUGCCUGUGGUAAAGUGACAAUGAAGGGAAAGAGACAUUGGUACGAGGCCUUGCCACAUGCUGCUUAUGUUGCUUUAAGUGAUGACACUGCAUGGAUCAUUCAAACCAAUGGAGAGCUCUAUUUGCAAACAGGCCUUAGUGCGGAUCGUCCAUGUGCCAGAGCAGUGAAGGUGGAUUGCCCUUGUCCUUUAGUGCAAAUUAUUUCCAAGAAUAAUGUGGUAUGGGCACUGACAGAACAGCGAACAAUUCUCUUCAGAAAAGGCAUCAGUAGUUUUUGUCCAGAAGGAGAGCAGUGGGUGUCUGAUAUUGUAAGUGAAAGACAAAUGCUGGAGUUGGUGUGUAUAGCACUGGGAGACCAGCAGACAGUCUGGGCUUUAGACACAAAUGGCAACCUCUGGUUCCGUACUGGCAUAUCUUCAAAGAAACCUCAAGGUGAAGAUGAACACUGGUGGCAGGUGAGCAUUACAGAUUAUGUGGUCUUCGAUCAGUGCAAUAUCUUCCAAACAAUAAUUCAUGCAACACAGACUGUGGCAACAGUUGCUCAGGCACCAGUAGAAAAAGUAGCAGACAAACUGCGGGGUGUCUUAUGGUCACAACAGUCUCCAUCUCAGCCAAGUCUCAUCAGUGUUAACAGUUGUGGUGUGUGGAUUACAUCGGGAAAAAACGAGUUCCAUGUAGCAAAAGGAAAUCUAUUAGCUACAUAUUGGAAAUCAAUUGUCCCACGAGGAACAGUAUCAGCUAUAAAAUGGGCUUUUGUUGUGGCUUCCAUGGCCCCUACUAAAAAAGGAAGUUUCCUGUGGCUCGGUCAAAGCAAUAAAGAUCUCUUCUGCAUCAGUGAUCAAAAUCCUGAGUUUCGGCCCUCUACUGUACAGUUGCCUCCAGAUGUAGAGAUGGUACAGAUUUCUGCCAAUCAUGAUGCAGUAUGGGGUCUGGAUGUGAAGGGCAAAAUUCAUAUAAGGACGUUGUCAGAAAACUGCCCAAGUGGUAUGCACUGGACCAAACUAGAUCUUACACAAUUGGGAAGCAUAAAACUAGCAGGCCUAGCUUGUGGAGGUCAGCACGUUUGGGCUUGUGAUGUUGAUGGAAUUGUUUAUUUCCGUGUGGGGACGCAACCAUUAAACCCCAGCAUGAUGCUGCCUGCUUGGAUAACCAUUGAACCACCAGAACAGCCAUUAGGGACACAACUGAUCAAUAUCUAUUGUAGCCCCAAUGACCAGAUGCUUUGGGCCAUUGACAUUCGUGGAAACGUACAUGUUCGAAUUGGAAUAACAGAAGCCAUGCCUGUUGGCACUAACUGGGAGCAUGUGCCAGGUUUGCAGGCAAGUCAGUUAACUGUGAGCAACAGAACAGUUUGGGUGCGUUGUUCUAAUGGGGAUGUGGCACGUCGUUAUGGAAUAACUAACAAAAAUCCUCCAGGUGAUUAUUGGAAAAAGAUUCCUGGCAAUGUGGCUUGCAUAACAGUAACUCCUCAAGAUGAACUGUGGGGCAUUAGUAAUGGAGGCUCCCUCCUUCAACGACUUACCAAGAAUUUUAGCCAUACAGAUUCACUGGUUAACCCCAACCGUAAUAUUGUUUUGGGCCAAUGUGACGACUUUGAUGAUGAGUGGGAGAUUAUCUGAAGAUUGGAAGCAUAGCUUUUUAUAGCAUAUAAGACCAUUUAAUCAAACAUUUCACAUUUUCUUUCUGUAUACAAUUUUAAGCCUAUUAAGGUUAAAUAUUGCAUUUGGUUAAAGUUUUGUACAUAUUUGUACAUUAUUAUCGUUAUAAUUAUAUGGCUUUGGAGUUUCUGCCAGUAUUGGUAUAUACAAAUUGCUACAUUGUUCAAUAAAGCAACUGAAGUGCUUGGAGUCUUGCCUUCAGAUUGGACAACUACUGCCAGAGUAUGCUUCUGACAGAAUACCAUAUUUGGACUGGCUUUGUUGCCAAUCGUUUACUAAUCCAUAUAAAUGCCUCUGAAUUGUUGCUUUCCUGCAGCUGUUUGACAUACCCACAUUACUUGAAAGCUUUGCAUAUUGUUUUGUUGUUUUAUAUAGAUAUGAAUGUGUAUUUUAUGGAGUAAAAUGAUUUUUUCAGUGAUUCAUCUACACCCAAGAUAUAGCUAUAGCAAAAGCAUGUGCAUUUCCCUGAACUUAGAGUCACCUGGAACUCAAAUUAAUUUCUGUGACUGGAAGCCAGAAAUCUACAAUUUAAAAUAUCAUUCUAUCAUGGAUUUCAAGAAGUAAACUUGGGUACAAUAAUAUUGCACAAUACUGUAGUGAUAUAAUUUGGAGUUUUUUUGGGCUAUAAGGUAUUGGUAUCUGACAGUAAAAGCUGAAAGAAACAAUUGUAGAUAUCAAAACAGUACAUUAUCAAAAUGCUGACUGGUUUAAAGUCUUAGAAAUAAGUUGUACAUUUAUUUAAAUUUGCUGUUGAAUUAUUAUGCUAUCUUCCAAAAAAAGCCUUAUGUUAAAUAUCAAAUAUUGUAAAUAGUAAAUGUGCACAACUGUAGUAAUAAUUUGAGAUUUCAGUGAAUUUUGACUUUUUUUUUACUCCUUUUAAGAAGUGAUGGAACUUGGCUAUAAACAAGUUAUAGCCAAAAUGAUGAGUGAUGCUUUUUGCCUAGCCCACUGCAAAAGUAACAAUGUUUACACUUUCCAGAUAAAUAUUAACCAGAUGCUGAUGUACAGAUGAGAUGCAGUUUCUGUACAUUCCGAAAGUUUAGUCAGUUACAAUUUGCACUUUGAGCAUUUCUACUGCAUAUUUUGUGAAAUUACAUACUUAGAUUUUGAGGUAACAUUAUAAAGUGAUUUCUUGCAUUUAUUGUAGGGUAUGUUGUGUCCUAUUAUACUGAAAUGACUAACUUUUGUUCUGGAAGUCUGUCAAUGACAGUUUUCUUCAGUAUAAAUGUCAGUAUGAAAUAUCCAAAAAUGAAUUAAUUGUAGAAAGUUAAAUAUUCCACAAACAAUAGCACAUUUUGUAAAAGGUAACAGUAGAUGAAACAUUAAUUCAGUUACCCAAACAUUGCUAGUUCAUUCUGAAACAUAGCCUUUAUAAAGCAGCCCUUUUAUUCAACUUUUUAUAUAAAUCCUUUAAGCUACAAAGGAUUUGUGUAAUCAGCAUUGUAGUUGUGGAGCAGUACAUGCCAGAUUUCUAGAUAAUUGUCUGGAAAAAUUUAAGCUCCUGAAAGAUUGUUCUGUGCUGAUGGUUGAUGCUCUGCAGGGAAUGAGAAACCCACUUGUCUGAAGUGGGCUUCUCAUUCCCUUUUACCUUGGAAUCCAAUAAGUUGGAUAUUUAGCAAAGUCUGUUUAAAAGUUUUAUGAAUGUAAAGCAUGAUUUUAGGUGGGUGAAACUGAAAAUAUGAUUUUUAAAAAAAAGAGAACUGGAUAAUAUGGGUUUGCAAAAUAUUCUGAGUUUCAAUUUGGGCCACAUUAAUGGAAUGGUGUUUUGUUUUUGUUGGGUUUAAUUAUGUCCAAUCAAAUGAGUUUGUAUAGUGUUGGCCCUUCCCACAGCACCAUCACUGUGUGUAGACUGUAAAUAAUUACACUGGGCUUUUUGAAUGUACUCCAAACUGAAAAUAAUAUAUGUGAAUGUGACACUAAGAAGCUAAAUAUGGAAGUGUUUGAUUCCCCAGGACUUUCUCACUUGGGUAUAAAACAAUUUAAAUUCAAUGUGAAAAGAUUUUUUUAAAAUAAUAACUCCAAUCAGAGUAUUGAAAUUGCAAAAGUUUGCUACGUUAGAAAAUUAGUUUACACAUCUAAAUGACUAACCAGUGUGUGUUAACUGGUUUACCACUUCUUUAAAGACACAGGGAAUUCUAAUGUAUUGUUUUUAAAAAAAACUCAUUUGCUCAACUUAAUUUUCAUUCUUUGAAAGAAUCCCAGCAAUUGUUACUCAUUCAGUGUCUUAGAUGCAGUAUACAAUGUAAAAUAUUUUUAAGCUGUUUAUAAAAAUGUCUCAAGUAGUAGAUUGUGUUAAAUUUACUGUGAUUGUUAAUCCUGUGACUGGAUGAGGGUAAUAUUUUGAGUGAGUAAUGUGCUGCUUUAAGACUUUCAAAGGAUUGUAUGCAUUAACAUGGCAUUGCAGCUUUACAUGCUUGUGGCCUUUUUUGACAUUUCAUUUAAAGUCCUUUGCUGUCCAGAAUACUUGUAGAUAUUAAAAUGUAAAUUGUAGAUAAAUAGAGAGUCUUGGCUGUGGCUGAAUUCACAGGAAAAAAGCUUUGGGGGUAUUUAAGCUAUGUUAUAACCAGAAAUAUACUACAUGCAUGAUGUUGUAUAUUUAAACUAUUAUUUAUGACUGGAUUAUCAUUACAACUAACAACAAAACUUAAUUUUAAAGUUUAUAAUGUUUUACAUUUGUGUUUCAAAAAUAGUUCUGUUCCUAAAAUACUACCUGUACUUGUUUGCAUACUCUAGCAAAAGUGAAAUAAAAGAACUAAAAGAUCCUUUUU